Clupea harengus (Atlantic herring) is the source of this 4001-nucleotide messenger RNA. It is a transcript of the gene zdhhc5a, whose product is annotated as zinc finger DHHC-type palmitoyltransferase 5a. Gene Ontology annotation, biological process: protein palmitoylation. The transcript is spliced from 8 exons. The record is from RefSeq and is a predicted model, not a curated record. Lineage: Eukaryota; Metazoa; Chordata; Actinopteri; Clupeiformes; Clupeidae. Bases 3020 to 3991 code for a protein of 323 amino acids. Gene Ontology annotation, molecular function: palmitoyltransferase activity.
AGCUGAUUUACAUCCUGACUUUACAGCCUCUCCGAUGGCAGUACCAUAGAAAAAUUAGAUAGCUCGUUCCUACUCUCUUCUGGGUUGGUUGGGGAAAAAACAUGAAACGAUAUUCCAUUGGUUGUCUUAAUUCUAUUGACUGCCAACUCAGCCAAUAGUGCCGCAUUAGGUGGGACACGAAGAUCGUUCGGGCAGGCUCGUGGCCGAAGUGAUUCGAAAAAUGUAACUGGUUGAAGACGAAAAGGCGUUGCAAGAUAGUCAACCUCACAACCUGGUUUAAUUCAACCGAAAAUCAUUCGUAUAGGGUUAGAAAUUGCUUGUCAUAUUCGCAGCGAGAUAUGACUACACGUAAAGCUACCGAAUGAAACAAGAUUCAAAGCUGUGUUCCUUUCUUCCAAAGUGAAUGUCAUUACAUUUUGAUGGAAAAGCUAACGCUAGGUGGCUAACCUAGCUGGCUAGUUAGGCAUCACAGCUAGCUAGCUUUCCAGUAAGUUACCUUGCUAACUACCCAUAUACACUGGAUGGCAAACAUUAACAUAGCUAGCUUACGUUAGGUGGGCUAUGUGUUUACUCUGACAAUAUUCAGUACAGAGUGAACAAAAUGGACUGAUCAAAUAUCAACAUCCCAUCACAGGAGAACAGAAGAAAGGUAAUUUCUGUUUCUUUUGGACGACGUUGAAGAAUUGGAGUGCCUCUCAGCAACCCCUCCCAGUCACGAAAGAGCAUCUGUCUUCUCCGGCAGGCCGUGGCGUCCUCACAACUCCAUCGUGCUGACCUGUUGGACUUAUCGCUCAUGUAAGGGAUUACCUCCAUCUCUCUCACACACACGUACACACCGACAGGCGGAAGGUCCCUGAGGCACCGCGGAACCCUUUUCUCCUAAGUGCUCCUGUUGCCUACAUUAUUAACCCAAGGGAAGGAGGUGUUGGAAUGGCUCAGGGCGUUCUCCCAGAAGUGCACCUUAUCCAGCCGGUUACAUAACCGCCCCCCCUCUCUCGACGUGUCGUCCACUGGCUUGCUAGGAGAAAACAGCUGGGCUUGACCUAAACUCGCACGCUUGGAGCUGACACACCAAGAGGAAAUCCUCACCCACUCCCCAGAGGACUGGCUGUGUUCCCUCUUUGUUUGUUUUUUUGUUUAGGACUUUUUUUUUCCUGUGUGCUUUUCCUUCCUUCUUUGUUUUUAAGCCAAAUUCAAAGUUCACCUCAUCUGUCUCCAUAACGGAAAAAGAACCCUCAGCUCACCUUAAUUUGCCCCUGGUUUUGGAAGAGUGUGUAUGUGUGUAUUUAAAGAGCUCUGUGUUAGGAGGACGAUGGCGACAGAGGGUAGUGCCUAGAGACUGACACCCUUCCUCUGCCUUACUCUCCGCAGUCUGCAGCAAAGGCCAGCCUAGUCUGUGGGCUCAACAGCUGACUGCCCCCCAUGAAGGUUGAGUGGGCCUUGGGAGUCUGUUAGGGCCCCUCUAGUCCUCUGCAGAGUGCUGGGGCCUGCUCUCCUGCUCUCCUGCUCUCCUGCACACUGCCUGAGGUGCCCCCUGUGAGUGCAGCGGCUGUGGAGCUUGUUCAUUAGUCACACUUCAGGCUGAUAGAUUGGGGAAUGAGUCAUCAUCGAACAAGCAGAACUUGGGAUCCAUCCAGAAGCGACCUAAAGGUUUCCGGACCACUUACUUAACUGGGAGACUGAGAGACUUGAGUUCUGUUUUGGUUUGGGUUUUUUUUUUUUUUAUCCGAUUUUUAUGUGUACAAAUGGAAAGCAACCCCAACUGCUGGAACAGUUGUUCAUACCAAAACUGCUCUAAUUUUUCCAGUGACUGAGCCUUGUUUUGUUAUUUUUUUAAAUUACAAUUUUACCUAAGUUGUAGACGGACUGGAGUGGGAAGACCCAUCCCUUAACAUCCAAAGUCAUUCAUUCAGUGCUUUCUGUUUGUGUCUCUUUACUUGUCUCUCUCCGCCUCUAUUUACCCUCUUGUUUCUUAUAUCCUGCACUCCACCUUUCUUGUGUACCAAAUAUUGGUUCCUGUAGGUCAAAGCCCCACAAGUACACAGGCCAAGUGCUAUUGAUAGCGCCUCAGGAGCCUAGCGCUAGCAUUAAUCAUCGUCAGCUCCACCGGUGUCAGUUGCCCUCUACCUCUCUACUUGUCUUGGUACUGUAAGUCACUCAGCAGAACCAAAUCAGCUUGCUCAGUGUUUGCUGUCACUACCGUUUUUAAUCGUUAUUGUUUUGUAUUACACAAGACAUAUAUGAGACUGUAGUUCCAGGUGUGACACAGAUGUUUGAGCAUUGUUGCAUCUUAAUUGCUGACAGACAUAGAUCCCCAGAACUCUCAGACCCACCUACUUGCUAGGAAGAGACAUGUUUUUCUAAUUCAUCCAGCAUUUAGGACUGAGUGAUUUUUGCCUAAGUGUAUCAGUUAUUUUCAAUGUUUUAUUUUUAAAACCAAAAUAUUCUAAUUUAAGCCAUAUUGCAGAUAUCUUUUGUUAAAUUGCCAUUGAACUAUUCUUUUUUCACUAAGCCUUUUUUUACUUUUAUCUUUCUUUAUUUAGUGCACUUGUCACCAAAAACAUUAGUCUGUCGCAUGUCAGCCAUUAAAGCAGCUCAGCUAUCGGAGCUGUCCUAUGAAUCGCUCCUGCCAAGCUCAAAUCUAAUACCUACCUAAUCCAUGGAGAGGUGUUGCCUCUCAUUGAUAUACAAGCCCUACGUCUUUGUUUUUUUUCUUCUUUAUUAACUGAGUACUCUAAUACUCAACUGGGCCUUGAUAUUUAAAUAGGGAAAAGUCCCCCUCCUGCCUGCAUUUCUCUGUCUUUGUUGCUAUUCUAUCUUUCUAGUCAUCCCACCUUGACCAUGCAAAAGCCCCCGACCCGAUGUAGAGGGGGGCGGCUUGUGCUCCCUCUCUAACCAUUUAGUGUUUCCUUUCUCUGCGCCUCUUGUUCUCAAUCUCAUCUCUGUCCUUGGUCCACCCACACGCUCCCACUGCAGGCGUGCGUGUGUGUGUGUGUGGCUGUUUGGUCAGGUGUAGGUGAUGGCGGGUGGCAGUAAGAGUGGAGGGGGUGUGGCCGGCCCCUCUCCCCCGCCACACGCCUCGGUUCCACACCGACCCUUCAGGCCGAGCCGCUAUGUGCCCGUCUCCGCGGCGACUGCCUUCCUGGUCGGAUCGACCACGCUCUUCUUCUGCUUCACGUGUCCGUGGCUGACGGAGCAGUUCUCUGUGGCGGUGCCCAUCUACAAUGGAGUCAUCUUCCUCUUUGUGCUGGCCAACUUCUGCAUGGCCACCUUCAUGGACCCUGGCAUCUUCCCCAGAGCGGACGAGGAUGAGGAUAAGGAGGAUGACUUCCGAGCUCCCCUCUACAAGACGGUUGAGAUCCGGGGGAUUCAAGUGCGCAUGAAGUGGUGCUCCACCUGCCGUUUCUACAGGCCCCCUCGCUGCUCCCAUUGCUCCGUCUGUGACAACUGUGUGGAGGACUUUGACCACCACUGCCCAUGGGUAAACAACUGCAUCGGGCGCAGGAACUACCGCUAUUUCUUCCUGUUCCUACUGUCGCUCACCACACACAUCAUGGGCGUGUUUGGCUUCGGCCUGCUCUUCAUCCUCUAUCACACACAGCAGCUCGACCAUGUGCACUCCGCCGUCACUAUGGCGGUCAUGUGUGUGGCAGGGCUGUUCUUCAUCCCGGUGGCUGGCCUCACUGGCUUCCACAUUGUGCUGGUGGCACGAGGCAGGACCACCAAUGAGCAGGUAACAGGGAAGUUUAGAGGGGGUGUGAACCCUUUCACUAAUGGCUGCUCGAGGAACAUUUCGCACGUGCUCUGUAGCUCCCAGGCACCAAGGUACCUGGGCAGGAAGAGGAAGCCUACAGCACUGGCGGUGCAGCCGCCCUUCCUCAGGCCGCAGCUCUCCGAAUCUCAGCUCAACGCUAAGGUGCUCGACAACGGUAUCUUGGGCGACAUGCACCGGGUAAGAGGCCUGAAGCCCACUGUGUGUAGCGAGAUAUAGUCAGACAAAG